AUGUCCCACCACUACCAGCUGCCCGGGGGGUACCGCCCGCCCCACGGCGACUGCUUUUCUGCCUCGAACGACCCCCAGCAACAUCCACCCCAGACCUACCCCCCCGCCCACCACCCGCUCCCCUCGCCCAUCAACAUCCACCCCCCCUCCGAAUGGCAGUCCGAAGCCCCCAAGACAUCGCGCAAGCCCCCCCGCGCCCCUUCGGCCGCCGCUACAAAGACGACGAGACAGCAGUUUACCGCCUGUUCUGCCUGCCGCCAUAGGCGGGUAAAAUGCGACCUGAAAGACAAGGCGGUGGAGGCUGAAAAGGCGGAAAACGACAGGGAAGGGCUGGGGCCGCAUAGGGGCAAGGCCAAGGUGGUGCAGUGUUCAAAUUGUGUAGAGCGGGGGCUCAAAUGCAUCGACGAGUUUGCGCCCAUGAAGGCUGCAAAGCUACUGCGAAGAGGCAAGCGGGUAGCCGAAAUUGAAGUCUUGUACGGCGCCAACGCCCCCGCUGCUCAAGAAGAUCCUACCUCGCCCAGCAAGGCCACCUCCUCCCUCAUCCCGACUCGCCCAAUGGCGCACCCUUCCCUUCCCGAACUCUCGCACGCAUUCUUCGAGUCGUCCUUCUUUCGCCGUUUUCAGGUCCAGCGUCCGGUGAUAGACCCUGGCAACUUUGUUAAGCGAUACCGCUCCCAAGCCUGCCCCACGGCUGCAGCUAUGGGCACAGAGGGAGCCAUACUCUGCCACGUCCUCUACGCCUGGGCAGUCUCUUACGGCGUGGACGAACAUGGCAACAUGGACCAGCCUGAUGGCGGGGGGCAGCCUCUCGACACGAUCAAUCUUGAUCAACCAACAGAGGUCGAGCUCGAGAGAGAGAAGCAUAGAGCGAGAAGAAGAGCAAAGAUGAAGGAUGUGACAGAGAUCAUCUUGAAGGAGAUUGACGAAGCCGGGCUCUUGCGAAAACCUACAUGGGACGGGGUGCGGGUACUGCUGUUGAUUCUGCCAUUAACGGAUGGCAUAUCGUCGCCAGUGGAGAGAAUGACAAUGUACGGAGCGGCCCUAUCGCAAGUCUACACGCUCUGCUCCCAUACGGCGCACAACUAUGACGGUCAGCCAUCUGCCACGGCUUUUGUCAACGGCGGCGUUGCCGACGACCUCGAAAUGACUACAGUCCGCGUAAGGGUCUACUGGUACUCGUUCGUCCACGAAGGUAUCACCACGGGCCUCAAAGGCGGCCGACUGACGCUGGACGAUGACGAUCUCGAGACGAUGCAAGACAUGGUCGAAAACAGCGCUCUCGUCAGGGAUUCUGGGGCAUUCAAGAUUUCUUCCAAGUUUGCGACAGCACCCAUCAGUUUGGCACUCGCUUGCAGAAAGAUCAACAAGGCUCUGACAGGGACGGCGGCGAGGCGACGAACAGACGUCAAUGGCGAUCUGCUCAAACAAGCUUGGGAGGCACUGGAAAGAUCGUGGGAAGAGUUUGACCAGUUGCUGGCGUCCGGGGGUGGGGAAUACAUGUUGAGUGAUGAAGUCACAAGAUUCGCGGAUGGCUGGAAGAUCUUUUUGUUUGAGGCUCAAAAUGUCAUCUACAACAAUCUUGAAGACCGCCGUCAAAGACUCUCCGAUCCCGCCGCCACCCUCACCGCUCGGAUCUCCUCCCCUUCAUCCCCGUCCUCCUCUUCUCCCCCGGAAAUCAUCCAUGCUGCCCGCACUACCAACAUCACACAUCUCCUCGAUAUUGCCCGCUCCAAAUGCGAAAUGAAGACUCGCCAAAUCCUGGUCUUGGUGCGAAAGUAUGUGGGGACAACAUUCUUUGAGUGGGAUGCGAGCCUGGUCAGGGAUGGGGCUUAUUAUGCGGCUUUGUGGGUGGCGAGGGGCAUGGGGACCGGGGAGGAUGUAAGGGUUUGUUUAAGGGCUCUCAAUGAAUUGCGAUGGGCGCACGCAAAAGCUGUCGAGAGGUCUGCCGAUCUGCGCAAACUCUGGCAUGAACACGCCUCGUCCCCAGCCUCCCAGGACGACAAGGUAUGGGAUAACAUUCUCAGCAACCUCGAGUCUCUCGGCAGACCUGAUCAUGUCCGGGCUCCGGAGCAGCCUCACGAGGGUCACAGUUCGUCCGGGGGGAGCGGGCAGACAAGUAACUCAAACUCGAGCUCUCGGGUACCCCAACUGGUCCCAUACAACCUUCAACAGAGUUCGUACGAAUUGCAGCAGGGCCAAUCGAAUCAGUUCGCUCCGCACGACUCGCGGCCUCCCCUGCCCCAGAGGCAAUCGUAUACUCACACCCCAUACCCAGCCGAGAUCAGCCACCCUCAAUUCCGUCCCAAUGUCCCUUCGUCCUCUAGCUCCCCAUUCACCUCACCGCUCAUCAUCUCUCCUUACGAGCCUUCCGUCCAGAUGCACGGCGCGGGCAUGCUGGCCUCGGUCUACUCUCAGUCUGAGCAGGAGAGCUAUGAGCAUGUGGCGCAAUACCAGCAGGUGCAUACGGGAGCCAUGACGUUUGAAGAGAUGGCGCAGCCUGGGCAUUAUGGGGGCCAUCAGUAUGAGGCGUUCAAUGAGAGGGGUGGUGCGGGCUAUGGCGAAUACAAGGAGCCCUACAAUAGGCAAUCUUUCCAACCACAAUUUCAUCAACAUCAACAAUCAUCCCAAGGCUACGCUAGCUUGCAUGUGCAGCAAGGCAUGCCUGCGCCUGAUCACCACCAGCAGUAUCAGGAGCAAAGUCACUCGCUGUUCCAUGAGAGUGGCAUGCAGGGGCUGGGCGUACAAGGACAAUUCAUCAUUCAGCCGGACGGUAGCCAUGUGUAUAAUCCGUACCUCCAUAACAAUCAGCAUCGGUAG
This is a messenger RNA of Cryptococcus wingfieldii CBS 7118, 2817 nucleotides long. RefSeq lists its product as hypothetical. The coding region runs from base 1 to 2817 and encodes 938 amino acids. Gene Ontology annotation, molecular function: zinc ion binding; DNA-binding transcription factor activity, RNA polymerase II-specific. Gene Ontology annotation, biological process: regulation of DNA-templated transcription. The transcript has 7 exons. The record is from RefSeq and is a predicted model, not a curated record. NCBI's taxonomy places the organism in Eukaryota, Fungi, Basidiomycota, Tremellomycetes, Tremellales, Cryptococcaceae.